Messenger RNA from Periconia digitata, 1187 nucleotides. Lineage: Eukaryota; Fungi; Ascomycota; Dothideomycetes; Pleosporales; Periconiaceae. The record is from the annotation of a GenBank genome assembly.
GCUGGCAGAGUGGCUGCACUGCUAGGCAUCAAAAUUGACUAUAUUGAAGUCCGGUGCGGAAACGUCAUCUUGCACGUAGUGGGCAUAAAAGAUGCGCUUAAGCUUGCGGAGAGGAGGUGGUGGACUGUUGACAGAACAAAGACGUGGUUCCAGCCGUUCGAAAAACGGCAGCUUCCGGCUUUUUGCCGCAAGUGCUCGUCACCCUCCCACCUCGAUACCAAGGAAACACCAUGUAUUCAGGGCUCAAAGUGCCUGCGUUGUGGCCAGAGGGGUCACACUAAGGACCAAAACAGUUGCACACAUUCGCUCAGCGAGUUUCGGUGCGCGAACUGCAACCAACGCCACAAAACUGAGAGCGAACAGUGUAGGCAUCUAGGGACAGUGAGAAUGCGCGAGCGGGCGUCGAAGUAUGUCGGACACGCACCAUGGUGGUACUCGGGGAGCAUGUCUACGGACGACCCGCCCUACCCAGCCCGGUGCACUGGGAGGGAGCACGUGGACGAAGAAGCGCACCACGACAAUCCCGCGCCCGCUUCCGCUCCCGCCCCAUUUCCCGACCCGGUUUCCGCCCCAGUCCCCGCCCCCCCAUACGUGCCCGGCACGUCCAUGUUCACAGUGGUGCCGUCGUCCACCGUCACCUUCCGCCCUCCUGGCGUGAUUGCUCCCGAUCAAGUGCGACGCAACCGUCCAGCGUUCAGUCGGACACUGUUGCCACGCCCAAGACUCCAACCCCGGCGGGUCGACCGCAGACGACCGCCGCCGUAUCCACCAGGCAGAGUCGCAGGAGAGUACGCAGUCCCGAUGGGGAAGAAAGCACUCCUCAUGAUGAAGAGGAGAAUGUUCCCCGGUACCAGACCCGCCAGAGCCAGUCAAAAAGAAGACGACUGGGAAAGACUCGCGCAUCCAACGAUGGUGACCCCGACAGUUCAUCCAGAAAUGUCGGUCUCAGUGUUUCUUCCGGCAAUGCAGGCCCGAGCAGGUCGCCCUAUUCCGUCGUCCAAUUUGCGGGCAUGGAGACCCCUGACUCUUUCCCCACCAUGGGAACGCGAAAGUCUGCUAGGGGUCGCAAAGCCAAAGUGGGCACCGCAAACACGUCGGCCAGAUCCUUAGGAAAGCAACCCGUGAACCCCGACCACGAGCUCUUGACCUCGGACAAGGAAAACGAGGGACCGUCUGUGUAUGAAUGA